UAAAAACAAAAUGGCAUCCGACGAAGGAGAUAUCAUAAUGCAUUCGAAGUUAAAGAAAAUGACCUCCAAAAAGCAACCAACAAGCCCCACUGCGGAUAUUUUAAAAAAUCAAGACAGAAAAGUAUCUACAAAAGUAAUGGUGAAUACAGCGUUGGUGGAAUUAAAGUCACGAAAAGGAACUUCUUUAUACGCUAUCAAGAAGUUUGUAAGCGAGAGAUAUCAAGUGGAUACAGAGAAAAUAAGUUAUAUUAUGAAGAAAUACUUGAAAACCGCGGUCGAAGCUGGCACUAUAAUACAGACCAAGGGUAUUGGCGCCUCUGGCUCAUUCAAACUUGCCACAAUGAAAACCAAAAUUGAAAAGAAAAAAGAAUUAAAAAAGACCGUCAAGAAGAUGUCGAAACCGUCCGACGAGGAAAUAAAACCAGCGAAGGAGAAGAAAACAGGGAAAAGUAAGGAGAAAAGCAAAGAAAAAACUAAAGAAAAGAACAAAGACAAAGGCAAAGAGAAAAAGGUCAAACAGAAAAUCGAUAAGAACUCGCAUGAAAAGGUUGAAAUUAGGAAAGUUGAGAAAGAGGAAAAAGCAUUGAAAAAGGAUAAGCAAGAAAAAUCAAAGCCUAAAAGCGGGAAAGAGAAAAUAUCGAAAUUAUCUAGAAGCAAAAUGGCGCUCGCUACGACUCCCGCCAAAAAGAUGGCCGCCAUUUUAAAAAGAAAAAGUAUGGGGUCUAUCGUAAAACCUCCAAAAAUGAAGCCUAGGGCUCUUAAACAAAAAUAAAGUGCCUAAUUUGGAU
Messenger RNA from Colias croceus (clouded yellow), 788 nucleotides. Its product is annotated as histone H1.1, embryonic-like. Gene Ontology annotation, cellular component: nucleosome. The transcript has a single exon. Gene Ontology annotation, biological process: nucleosome assembly. Gene Ontology annotation, molecular function: structural constituent of chromatin; DNA binding. The record is from RefSeq and is a predicted model, not a curated record. NCBI's taxonomy places the organism in Eukaryota, Metazoa, Arthropoda, Insecta, Lepidoptera, Pieridae. Bases 11 to 772 code for a protein of 253 amino acids.